This is a messenger RNA of Lactuca sativa (garden lettuce), 1878 nucleotides long. Its product is annotated as cytochrome P450 81Q32. The record is from RefSeq and is a predicted model, not a curated record. NCBI's taxonomy places the organism in Eukaryota, Viridiplantae, Streptophyta, Magnoliopsida, Asterales, Asteraceae. Gene Ontology annotation, molecular function: heme binding; iron ion binding; oxidoreductase activity, acting on paired donors, with incorporation or reduction of molecular oxygen.
UAACCAUUGCAAGUAAUAAACAAGUGGACUUCAAAAAUCAAUAUUGAGUAAUUUGUAACCCAAAGUGGUAUUUUUUGUAAGUCUCAACCUUGGUUUUAUCUGGCAUGGCCUAUAAAAGCAAAACCCAAAUCCUCAAUGAAAGCAUGCAUCAAUAGCUUCAAGUCUUCAACAAUGGAGGUUCCAUACUUGUACAUCUCCUUCCUACUGCUUCUGGCCUCCUACUUCUUCACACUCCAUCUCCAUCGCAAAUUCUCCAACCUUCCGCCAACCGUUUUCCCUAGCCUCCCCAUAAUCGGCCACCUAUAUCUUUUAAAACCACCAGUGUAUAGAACCUUCGCCAAGAUCUCCGCGAAGUAUGGCCCCAUCCUCCUCCUCCGCCUUGGAUCCCGCCGUGUCGUCUUGCUCUCCUCCCCUUCUGCAGCCGAAGAAUGUUUCACCAAAAACGACAUCAUUUUUGCCAACCGGCCUCGCAUGUUAUUCGGUAAGAUCCUAGGCAACAACUACAACAGUCUCGUUUGGUCGCCCUACGGUGACACCUGGCGCAAUUUCCGACGAAUUGCCUCAAAUGAGAUCCUCUCUACUCUUCGCCUCAACGAGUUCCAAGAUAUACGUGUCGAUGAAGGCAGGAUCCUGAUACGGAAACUGCUUUCUCAUUCGUCCAUGGUGGAUAUGAAGUCGGUUUUGUAUGAGCUGACGUUGAAUGUGAUGAUGAGGAUGAUCUCCGGGAAGAGGUAUUUCGGCGACGAUACACCGGAGGUGGAGGAAGAAGGGAAAAAGAUAAGGGAGAUACUAGAAGAGAGUUUUUUGCUUUCUGACGCAGCUAAUGUUGGUGAUUACUUGCCGAUUUUGAGUUGCUUGGGAGGGAAGGGACUGGAGAAGAAAUUGCUUGCGUUGAAGGAAAAGAGGGAUGUGUUUUUUCAAGGUUUGAUCGAACAACUUAGAAAGUCGAGAGAUAAAAAGAAGAAGACGAUGAUUGAAGUGUUAUUAUCUCGUCAAGAAUCAGAUCCCAAAUACUACACUGACGAAAUGAUUAGAGGCUUGUUUAUGGUCUUGUUAUCGGGUGGAACCGAUACUUCGGCUGGAACUAUGGAAUGGGUUAUGUCUCUUUUGCUAAACAACCCACAAGUUUUACAAAAGGCACAACACGAGAUGGAUACAGUUAUUGGUACAGACAGACUUAUUGAUGAAUCAGACGUAAUCAACCUCCCUUACCUCCGUUGUAUCAUAAACGAGACCCAACGAUUGUAUCCGGUGGGCCCGCUACUCGUCCCUCACGAGUCAUCAGAAGAUUGUAUUGUCAGUGGCUAUAAAAUCCCAAGUGGCACAAUGUUACUUGUCAAUCAAUGGGCCAUACAUCAUGACCCGAAUAUAUGGGUCGACCCGGAAAGAUUCGACCCUGAAAGGUUUGAAGGGCUGGAGGGGACAAGAGACGGGUUUAAGUUUAUGCCAUUUGGGUCGGGAAGGAGGAGUUGUCCUGGGGAAGGGCUGGCAAUGCGGGUAAUUGGGUUGACUUUGGGGUUGCUUAUUCAAUGCUUUGAGUGGGAAAGAGUGAGUGAAAAGAUGAUUGAUAUGACCGAAGGUUUUGGGCUCAACAUGCCUAAGGCUGAACCACUUGUAGCCAAGUGUAAACCACGUUUACAGAUGGAGAAGCUGCUGUUGAAUGUGUGAGUCGAUUGUCAUGUUGGCUAUUGUCUAUUCAGAAGCAAGUUUAUGAUUGAGGUUUUUCUAUAUAGUUACAAAAUAUUUGUGAAUUUUAUGUCUAGAUCACGUUUAUUGAUCUAUGUUUAUGUGAUCAUAGUUCAUGUUCUCAUAAGUGUAUGUGUGUAUCCAUUGGAACUAGUUUAAUGAAGAUCUCCCUCGGAGAGAUAGUAUUGUCUA